GCCUUCCCUCUUGUCCCUCGCCGAACUGCUAGCCGUCGGUGUGUGUUGUUGUUGAAGCAAUGAUGGCGGCAGCGGGAUGCGGAUCAGCAACCGCGGCUGCCGUAGGAGGCCAAGGUGGAACCGCUACGGCCAGAGGUCGUUUCCCCGGUCGGCCUUGGUCGUCACGCAGUCGUUUGCGCUCCGAGAAGCGAUGGCAGCUCGGACGGUCAGGCUCAGAAGCUGAUGAUGUGACUAACGGAGGGCCAAGGCCCGCAAACCUGGUUCUGUCGUUAAACGAAGACCAGCCUCACUUGCGCCUGCUCGGGAUAGAGGCGAGCCACCAGAUCCUUGGCCAGGCUGGAUACAGCUCUAGUGGGAGUGAAGAGGUGAGGUCCCAAACCGACCCAGGAGGAGAUGACUUCAGAGGAUUUGAAGCUGAGAGAAAAGGUCCCAAAAGGCCAGUUUGUCCUCGACAAAACCCUUCCAAAGGUGAUGCUGUCAACACAAAAUCUAAACGACAAAGUGAGAAGCUACCACUUAAAAUGCCAGCAGUGGAGGCAGCUAUUAUCCCACCUGAUCCCGUAAAAGACGUAAAAUCAUUGGAGGAAGUUCCCAGCUCAUCUCCUGUAGCCGAGCCUACAAAGGAUUGCAGGAAAGGUUCGAAAGGAAAGAACACUAUGGAUCAACAGUCUACUAAAAGUGGAGCCUCAUCAGCAGCACCAAGGAUUACUAUAAAGUUGGUGGCCAAAAAGAAAGUGAAAACUGUAAAGGAACCGUCGUCACAGAAAAAAUCUGUGAAGAAGUUGAAGAUAAAAGGAAUUCAGGAUCAGUCUAAAUCCCAGGACGAUAACGGGGACCAGAUUUCAAGUGCUCACGUCAAAUUAAAAACUGAACCACAUGAGGAUAAACUUGGCACAGAAGAUAAGGGGGAGGGGACUGUACCUGCAAGAAGGCGUGGGAGAUCCGCUUCAAAGACAACAGAGCCUGUUUCCCAGACCAGCGCCAAAGUUGAGAUUGAUGACCAAAAAUCAAAAGAGGGAAACUCAGCCGAUCGACCUGACACUGCAACGGAGAGUGGGACUAAAGAGCCAAAAACAAAUGCAAAGAAAUUAAAGCAUAAAGAAAGUGCGACUGAGCAAAGUUCUGCAGUUAAUCAAGUAGUGAUUCGUCGAAGCAAUAGAGCCACUAACCCACUCUCUAAAAGUGUAUCAGAAGAAGCAGCUGAACCAGAGAAUCAGAAAAAAGAUGAUUCCAUUCUGGUGGAGUCUAAAACAGAAGUUCCUGGAACAGUGGUGGAGGCCAAACCAUUGCCGAGAGGUGAGAGACGAAGGCAAAGCAAGAGGCUGAAUAAGGAUAUAACACUGCCAGAAAACCGCGGCCCAUCAUCCACAGAGACAGAUAAUUCAGCUGUACAGCUUCUGAACGAGGAGGAAACAAGGGUCCCAAGUUUAAAGUUGAUUCGGAUCAGAAACCCAAAAUAUGAUGCACAGGCUAAUCGGAAGAAUUCAACCCGAAAGAAAAAACGCAGAAAAUUAAUCUGGUCUUUAACAUUAGUGAAAGAAGGAAGUCGGACGACACAUGGUGCUGAAAAGACCAACAAAGUAGCAGAGAAGACUGAGAGUGAAGUGGAUCAGUCUACUGUUUGUGACACAAGUGUCAACAAGACUUUGAAUGCCAUGGACGAAAAAUCCAAUCUGGAUAACUCAGACCCUCAAGAGAGUAAAAGUACGGUCAUUGAGUGUUCCCAAAACAAAGCGUAUGUGUCGUUUGAGGAAAAGUCCACUCCACACGUGGAAGUUGAAGUGGAACAUGUAACUGAAGCUCCUCCUACAGAAAUAAAUGAAAAGGAUUGCGGGAAAGUUGUCCCACCUCUUCAGAUCAAAAAGGUCUCCUCUCCUGGUAAACAUAAAAGCUCAAAGCCAUCAUUUUUAAUUCAGCAAGUUAGUCCUGUGCCUGAAAAGAACGACGAUGUUCCAAAAGAUCUAAGUGAAGUUAAUGAGGAUAAGUCAUCAUGUCUGGAUGCUGCAGUCACACCAACUAGGACACUGAGGAGGAGAAUGUCAAGCGUUGAUUCAACACAAGCAAAGUCUGUCAGUCAUAAGCCAGUGACCCCUCGGAAACGGAGACUUAGAACAAGUCCACAGGCUGAAGAUACUCCGAAGCUGGACGUUGAAGAUUCUUCUCAGGUUUCACCGGAAGAUUCCACUUCAAAUGUUCUUCCUGAAAACUCAAGUCAGGUUUUGGCUGAGGACCCCUCACAGGUGACAACUGUAAACUCCUCUGAAGUUCCUGAUAAGGAUUCCUCAACGAUCGCUGAUAAUCCCCCACAGCUGCCAGGUGAAAGCCCUCCACAGAAGGUGGAGCCUGAGUUAGAACCGCAGGUCAAAGAGACCAAACCAUUGCCCGUGCCUUCCAAACCGAGAAGAUGUAGAAAUAAUAAACUGGGGAAAAAGAAGUGUGCUCAAACGAAGAAGGCCGUCGUCUCCCCUGAAAUCGCGGUCAACACAGAGUUCACUACAGUUGAAUCUACUGACACAGAGCCUGUACAAAAGGAAGAUACUCAACCUUUAGUACCAGAGGUCAAUCAGCCAGAAGAAAAAGAUUGCACUCAGUCAGAGGCAAAACAGAACACUCCAUCGGUGGAAGAAGAGCAGAUACAGCCACCAGUAAAAGAAGAAACAGACAUUCAGUUGAUAGAUAGUCAACAAUCUUUGGUGUCAGAAAGUCAAGCAAGUGAUCCUAAAACAUUGUCCCUACGAAAAAGAUCUCUCAGAAAAUUAAAUAAGAGACGUAAAAAUUUGAUUGGGCCGCGGCAGAAGCACAGACACAGGAGCAGAGACGGGAAGUUUGCUCCGCUUGAGUUCUCUGAAGGUCAGACAAUAGUUGAAGAGGAUAGUGACAUUUCCUCCCCAUUGGCAGCUACCACACCAUUUCCAUGCUCCACGCUUCUUGGAGUACAUAAAAAGUACAAAAAGACACAGUCGGGCCUUCAGAUUUUCGGGUCUAAACGGCCAGAACCGCAAUCUAAAAUAAUUUCUAAGCUGAUAGAAAUAGGGCUUGAAAAGGACGAUGUGAAGCAGGAAGAAACGGACACUUUAGUUGAUGGGGGACAGGCAGAUGUUGUCGAUACCCAUCCCAGUAAAUCAAAGUUUGUGAAGAACAUCAAGCACUUCAUCAUGCCCGUCGUAAGUGCCAGAUCCUCACGAGUGAUAAAGACCCCGCAAAGGUUUAUGGAUGAUGCUGGAAUGUCUGUAUUGCCUCGAAGAAACUCUCCAAAGAAGGGUAUACAACUGGGUUUGCAAAUACGUCCAGGAAAGAGGCGAGAUGAUGGGAUGGGCAGAGCAAUAUCCCCUAUCCUUCCAGUUGACGAUGAGGACAUAUUGAGUGAAGCUCAACUGGAUGUCGAUCUGUUUUCGGCUCAGGACCUAGAUGACAACCUUGACAUAGCCGAGAGCCUGUUCUCUGAGAGAAAAAGUGGCAAAAGUGAAAAGAGGAGGUCUCUUCUAAAGAACUCCAGUUUCAAGUGGCAUGUGCCAGAGGAGUCUAGGGAGGAAGUGUAUACACUGGACAAAACUCCAGAGAACAAAUGUGAGGAUUUGUUUUUAUCUGCACCAGUUGAUAAGCCCACUGAACUGUCUACCGAACUCCUGGAUGCUCAGAAAAAGCAAAGUUACUCCAAGUUUAGUAAACAAACGGCUCAACUCAAGAUUUAUCAAAGACUAAAGAAGGUGCACUCAGUACUCCCCAAAAGCAAAAGUACAACGGAGAUGGAUAGCUUGAGUAAAUCUCUCCAGCCACCCAUUGAUUUAGCAGAGGGACUUGAUGACGAGGCCAUGAGCAUUAGCCUUAGGCAACGGAAUACAAACGUUGACAAGGAGAAGUCCAAGCUCAAGAUAGAAGACCUUAAUACUCCUGGAGUAGUGAGGAAGGUUUCUGUGUGUGUUAGGACUACGAACUCCAAGUCUCUUGGAUUUCAGCAUGGUAAAGAGGAGGAUUUAGCAGGAAAAGAUGCUGCCCAACUUCACUCAGGAGAGCUGCGGUCAGAACAGAACUCAGGCAGAGGUGAAGGCAAUUACCCCGGGACUGUGGAGAAGGGAACUUCACAAAGAGCGCGCCUCGCUGGUGCAAAUAAAAGAAUGUUCAAUCUCCUAAGAAAAGCAAAGGUCCAGCUCAUUAAAAUUGACCAGCAGAAACAGCUAAAGUCAUCUGGGUUGUUAUCUGGCCUGAGUGGCGCCAGGUCUCGAGAUUUGACCUCAAAGAGACAGAAGAGGAAGCAGAGGUUGCAGCCCGAGGCUGACGCUCCAGUCAAGACUGAACCGCCCCAGGGACAACCACAGCUCAUCUCCCCGCUGUGCCAGGAGUUCCGUAGAGCAGGAGGUCCACGAAUCAAGCAUGUGUGUCGUGCAGCAUCUGUGGUGCUUGGGCAGCCCCGAGCCUUGGUACCAGAUGACAUUCCCAGACUGAGCGCCUUGCCUCUGCAUGAAAGAAGUGGCAUUUCCCCAUCUGCUGUCACGAAAGCAGAUGUUGGGUCUCCCUCAGAGUCGGACAGUCCUGGACUGUCAGAUCCAAAGGUCACCAAGGUCAAGAAACCUUCACAUUUUGUGAAGCGGAAAGGACUCGGGCCGUUUGGAUACCGCUCCCGGAGGUGUGGAGUAUGCAAGGGCUGCAACCACGAGGAGGACUGUGGCGAGUGCAUGAACUGCCUUGACAAACCCAAGUUUGGUGGUCCCAAUACCAAACGGCAGUGUUGCGUGUACAAGAGAUGUGAUCAAAUUGAAGAGAGGAAAGCUCGCAGACUGAGUGGAAGAACAGCACCCAAAGGUGCCUCCAAGCGGCGACGAUCCUCAUUUAGCGGGGGUCAUUCGAGCAAUGACGAAGGUAAUGAGGGCGCUGCGGACUCACCGUCCGGUCUCCAGGGUGACGACCAUAGUCCGUCAGUAAGGAAACAGCCAAAGCGCGUUGUGAAACCCCGCGUCUACUUUGACCUGGUGGACUACGACUCGGAUCUAGAUGACAAAGCUGUCUCAAGCUCUGCGUCACCAGCCAGGAGACGGGUUGCUGGACACCGUUUCAACCAAGACUUUGUGUCACUGGAUGGAUUACUUGGAGACAUUUCAGAUGAUGAAGUCAGGCAUCGAAAGUCCAGUUCACACCGUGUACAACCUGGGCGACGUAAACCUGAGAAGGGUCCGACAUCUCAGGGUCCUUUGGAGCAGACUCCUCCAAGUGUGCUGGCGGCUUUGGCCCAUGGAUUUGAACAGAGAGACGUUGAGUCCUCUAAACCUACUCACAAAAUCAGGGUUGAUUUCAAGGAGGACUGUAAUUUGGAGAACGUGUGGAACAUGGGUGGUUUAAGUAUACUGACCUCUGCGCCGCUCAUGCCACCGUAUGUCUGCUUCCUUUGUGCCAGUAAAGGCCAACAUGAGAUGCUGUAUUGUCAAGUAUGCUGUGAGCCCUUCCACCAGUUUUGCCUUGACCCAGCAGAGCGCCCCUCCGAGGAAAACAAAGAAAACUGGUGCUGUCGUCGCUGCAAGUUCUGCCACGUGUGCGGCAGGAAAGACAAGCACUCAAAGCCUUUGUUGGAAUGUGAACGAUGCCAGAACUGUUAUCAUGCCUCCUGUCUGGGACCCAACUAUCCAAAACAAAACAAGAAGAGGAAAGCUUGGGUUUGUAUGACAUGCAUCAGGUGUAAAAGUUGUGGCGUCACACCAGGCAAGAGUUGGGAUGCUGACUGGAACCACGACAAAGGCCUCUGUCCAGACUGUUCAAAGCUCUAUGACCAGGGUAACUACUGUCCGAUCUGCUUCAAGUGCUAUGAGGACAAUGACUACGACAGUCAGAUGAUGCAGUGUGGGACCUGUAACCAUUGGGUACAUGCCAAGUGUGAGGAUCUAACAGAUGAGCUGUAUGAGAUCCUGUCCAGCCUGCCAGAGAGUGUUGUGUAUUCAUGCCGGCCGUGCAGCGUAACCCAGCCCAGUGCCUGGAGAGAGCUGCUCUACAUCGAGCUCAGGGCCGGGGUGGAGAAGGUGCUUGCUUGCUUGCUUUCCUCCACCCUCACUCAGCACCUUGUUACCUGCUCACAGUGUGAAAAGUUGGUUGAUCCUGACAGUGGAAUAGAAGGACUACCGGCCUGCGACCUCCGAGCUGUGGGCAAGAAAUUUGAUAAGGGCCUUUAUACUACGUUGAAAAUGUUCCAUGAAGAUGUUGUUCAGGUGGUGCGAAAGAGGCUUGAGCAAGAAGAAGAUCUUCCAGAGGAGCAGAAAUCCACCGCCCUGGCACGCUCUUACUACCUAAAGCUGCUCGAGGAGGUAUUUAAUUGGUUCAACAGCCAAGACCCAAAGGUGUGGAACACUUGUACCAAAGACUUGCCUAUGGGGAUGCUGUCCCAGGCUGUUCAUCCUCCAACAACAGAGCAUGUUUAUGCUCAGUGGCAGCAGAGGGAGGAGCUCUUGUCAAGGGCUCCACUGGGGCUCCUGCAGGAGGACGAUGGUGAGAGCCUCGAUAUGAAGGAAGAAGAAGCAGUUUCUCCGAUGUCUGGGGAGCCAACAAGCCGGAAUCAUUUCAAAACCAGCAGGGCUGUCAGGCUCAAAUUCAAAGGAAAACGAGGCCGGCUUUCAAAGGCUGAUCUAGAUACUGGAUGGUCGAAAGAUGACGAAAGACAGUGCUCUUUGUGCCAAAAAUAUGGAGACCUCAAACCUAAUGAAGCGGGCAGGUUGCUGUUCUUGGGCCAGAAUGAGUGGGCACAUGUCAAUUGCUGUCUGUGGUCGGCUGAGGUGUUUGAAGAGGACAAUGGCUCCUUAUUACAUGUACACAGUGCUGUCACCAGGGGGCGCUUGAUGCGAUGUGAACGCUGCAACCAGACAGGUGCCACAGUGGGCUGCUGCCUGACAUCUUGUCAAAGCAACUAUCACUACAUGUGUGCCCGUUCCCGGCACUGUGUGUUCCAGGAUGACAAAAAGGUCUACUGCUACAAACACCGACAUCUCAUCAGUGGCAGGAUGAUAACUGGUCAAGAAUUUGAGGUCAACCGCCGGGUGUAUGUGGAUUUCGAGGGGAUCAGCCUCCGCAGAAAGUUCCUGACAGGACUGGAACCAGAACUUAUCAAUGUCAUGAUUGGUUCCUUACAGAUAGAAAAACUGGGUGUGCUGACAGAACUGUCAGCGAGCAAAGGAAAACUGUGUCCCGUGGGUUUUCAAUGUUCUCGUUGGUACUGGAGUACAGUUAAUCCUUUGCGCCGGUGCAAAUAUACAUGUACAGUCCGGGAGGUUCGUCCCGUCGUCCCUGAGAAGCCUGUUGAGGAGAUGCCUGACCAAGGAGACCAUUACACCAUUGCUCACAGCCCCUGUCCACUACCUGAAUCUGAAGUCAAAGGGGCUAAUAUCACAGAAUCCCAACCCCCAACGGAGGAAAGCUCCGGGGACCAGGGACCUCCCCCCAAGUCAGAUCACACUGCAAGGCCAAAGAUUCCCAGCUAUCCCCAAACCAGGAGACCAGCUGGGGGAAUGUCCCGUCCUCUGCCAUCUCCAAGAGUUGCCCAGUUGAAACCCCACCACAUAUUAACCAUAAGUGAUCUGGAGGAGACUCGGAGGGUUCGUCACCACAGCCCACAUUCACACACAACAGGUGCCCGCAGUCACAUGUCCCCCCCUCCUCUGGGCCCUCUGACUGGACCAAUCACCCUUCGUGCCGGAAAAUCUUCCCUUCCCUCUUCCCCACUGUUCCCACUCGCUCCAGACAACCUGAUAAAUUCUCCAUCAUCUCGCCCAGUCGGAGGUAGAAGUGCUUCCUCAGGCCGAUGCCCUGGUAAUACAGUCACCCACUGUGCCUCAUCUUUCUUUCCUCAGUCUCCCUGGCAAGAUGGUACAGGAAACUUCCCUUCUCCAAGUCUGUCUUUCUCUUCAUCCAUGAAUUUACCCAGAACUCGAUUAUCAUUUGAUCUGAGCCAGCCGGACUCUGUCGAGGUGCCACACAACUUCUUAGCUUCACCAGAGCCUGAAGAUGUCUCUCCAGCCAAUGGUACUUCACCGCAGGGGGAUUUAGACCAACAGAAGGAUGAAGAAGAAUUUCCCUACAGUUCAUUCCACAAGGAUCCCAGCAUGAGUCUGGGUCAAGAGAUGAGGACGGAAUUGGAGAUUGAAGAGACGCUCCUGAAUGAAGGUGUAGCAAUGAACUGUGAGGGGCAGAUAGUAGUGGAAGGUGAUGAUCAGGAGGAAUUUUGGGGAAGAGCUCAAGAUACCCAAAAGAGGAAGACACUUGUUGCCAACCUUCCACGGUCUGCAGCCUCAGCCAGGGACGACUUAGGAAACUCCUCCUCCUCUGAUGAUGAUGAUGAUGUGGAGCACUAUUUUGACUUUUCACGGACAAUAGUCAGUCGCCCCGGAUCAAAAGAUCUUUCCAAGUCUCCCUCCUCCCCUUCCUCCCGAGCUAUGGCUCAGCUUGAUGGUGUUGAUGACGGCACAGAGAGUGAUGCAAGUAUGGUGACCAACGAUGACACCCAGAAAGUUGAGGGUCCUACUCGAGCUCGGAUUCAAGCCAAAAAAGUCAAUAAUAAAAGUGUCCCUGAAUUGGAAACUACAAACGGCACAGAGGCUGUUCAGAGUCGGUCCAUCAAAACACCAUCCAAUGAUAAGCUCACAGAGUCUUCAUCAGUUGCCAGCAGAAAUCCCACAGAUGGUUCAAAUCAAGAUCCACCUAAAUCAUAUGAUGCUAGCCAGUCAAAUAAGGACAGGAAGGGAUUUGUGUCUCCACAAAUUUCUGCGAGCUCUCCACUCAAAGAGCAAAGCUCUGACAUUCCUUUAGUAAAUCAAGAGACCGUGCUUCCAAUUCCUUACUCACUCACAAAGGUGCCUGAAACCUCAAAUACAGAGGGGGUGUUCCAGGGUUCCAGUUUAGGGUUGAUGCCUCUUGUUAUUGAGAGUUGUAACACUGGUCCACGUUUAACUGAGAUGCUUCCUUUGCCAGAGGGCACACUUGAGACCCAACAGUCUGUAGCCAGAAAACCCCUGAACUCGGAGUCUGACAGCAGCCACUUUGUAUCAUCAGCUGAGGGGUCUACUGUGUUAUUGAACCACUUACCAGCAAAUACAAUAGAACCCUCUCUAGCGGAUGCUGCUGAUAGUAGUCAGGGCGUCUUGCUGGAUCUUCUGCAGCCCUCUUUAAUGUCUACAGAUGGACAAAACCCCUCUCAAGGCCUUGUAGACUCCUUGCAGGUGUAUUCCUGCUUACCAGGUUUCAGUCAGUCUCCUCUGACAAGUAUUACACUUCAGCCUGUAACAUCCUCACAGGAGUCCGCAACCUCCAUGGAGCCUCUGUCUACAAAACUUACCACUCUCACUACUGUUGGAGAUGUGACAAAAACACUGCUUAAUGUUGCACCUCAAAAUGAUCCGGUCUUGUCGGUGUCAUCAGCUGCUCACCCCCCAGCAGGAACCUGUGGAACUGUCUCUCUACCCAUCUUCUCCACACAAGCACAGGCUUUGGGUUCUACAGCCGUCACCAUCGUUUCUUCCUCGGCGUCAAUGCCAUCUCUGUCUGUGCUGUCAACACAGUGUUUCACCGCUCCGACCGCAGUCCAAACCACCUCUGCCCCUGUGAUCUUAAAUGGUUACAGCUCGUCAUCUGUGCAGAAGGACGCUGCAUCUGGUCACACGAUCUCCAUCAACUUUUCCACUCCCAGGCCAACUUUAGAGCCUCAACAGCCAGUGAUGCCCCAAGCGUUACCUGGUCAUGCCAUUCUUACUGUAAAAGAGGUGGGGGGUCCAAAUGUGGAUCCUACCCCACAUGUCCUGCUGGUGAACCGCCUUGGGCAGAUCUUUGUGAAGAAUCCAGAAAGCAACACUUUCCAACUGCCCACUCCCAAUUCCCCUUCCUAUAACUGUGUCACGCAGAUCGCAAGCCUUUUGCAAAGCAACGCACUGUCAGCCACACUCGCCGCAGCUGGUAAUAUGACGGCACCACCCACCAGGGUCAAUGUGGCAACAACUGCGCCUCCGUCAGUUACACCUGCAGCUCAGAAUCCAACCACAAUUGCACAACUGCUCACUCACAACAGCAAUGGUGCAGUGGCAUCAGUCAAUGUGAAGAAGCAAAGGAAGAAUAUAAAAACACCCAUGGAUGAAACUGUCCCAGAAUUGAAAAAAACGAAGAAGAAGAAGGAAUCCGGUGCAUCAAAGAAAGCCAAGUCAGGCAAGGCGUCAGGGCAGCCUGCUCCGUCAGCGGAGAAUCCUCCCAUGAGUCCUGCUGAAAGUGCCCAAGCGAUUAUCAACCAAGCCAUGGCGAGUAACUACACCCCCAAGUGGAGUGGACUUCGAACACUAAGCCCUUCCUCACUGGUUUUGCCACCUGGCCUGUUGAUUGAGCCAGAGCCUCCAGCGUCUGCCCGCUCUCCGUCACCACCACCACCACCACCACCAGCACCAGCCCCUGCACCUGCACCCCGGCCUCGCACCCACGUCCGCAUGAAAAGAGUGUCAUCGAUUUCGGACCGUAUUGUCACAAAGAAAUCUAAAGUGGACUUCCUGCAACCAGAACCCAUCAGCGAGGAUGUGGAACGGCACAGAGCCCCCCUGCAAACCAUCUCCAGCAGGGCUUCAGGAGUCCGGAUCAAGACACCGACAGUGAAAGGAGUACUGAACCUGGACGAGUUGAAGGAGGAGCAUAUUAGUGAUUCUGACAUAAGCACAGGGUCCGAACCUUGGGAUUACAUGUCUUGGGGUGAACAAGACAAGCAGCAGGCCUGGGAACCAGUUGGACACAGUAACCUGACUGACUGGAAGAAAUAUUCUGGUGCUGCUUCUACCUCAGAUGAUGAACCACCACCGUGUGAUGAGGAUGAGGACUGUCCAACUAACAGAGACCAGCCACAUCUACGAUUUGAGAUAACCAGCGACGAUGGUUUCAGUGUGGAGGCGGACAGUAUCGAAGUGGCUUGGAAAGCAGUGGUAGACGGUGUGCAGGAGGCACGGGCUCUCUCGAGACUGAGGCCUCUGACCUUCCAGAGGAUCACUGGCGCCCGUAUGCUGGGUCUGGUCCACGACGCAGUGGUGUUCUUGCUGGAGCAACUCCAAGGAGCUCAUCGUUGUCAACGCCAUGCCUUCCGUUUCUUCAAGCUGUUCAGCCAAGAGGACGAUCUGCCAGUCAAUCCCAGUGGCUGUGCUCGCUCUGAGCUCUAUCUUAGGAAGUCCACGUUUGAUAUAUUUAACUUCCUGGCAUCUCAGCAUAGGCAGCUUCCUGACAAUGGGCCUUAUGAUGACGAGGAGGAUGAGGUUCUUUUGAAGUCCACGAGGCGAGCUACUAGUUUGGAGUUGCCCAUGGCGAUGCGCUUCAGACAUCUGGAACGAACAUCCAAGGAGGCUGUAGGCGUCUACAGGUCUGCUAUCCAUGGCCGUGGUCUUUUCUGCAAGAGGAACAUCGAAGCAGGGGAGAUGGUAAUUGAAUAUGCAGGCAUCGUCAUCCGCUCAGUGCUCACUGACAAAAGGGAGAAGUACUACGAUGGCAAGGGUAUUGGCUGUUACAUGUUCCGCAUUGAUGACUUUGAUGUGGUGGACGCAACCAUGCACGGCAAUGCAGCAAGAUUCAUCAACCACUCGUGUGAACCUAACUGCUACUCGCGAGUGAUCAACGUCGAAGGCCGGAAGCACAUUGUCAUCUUUGCUCUUAGGAAGAUCUACAGGGGGGAGGAGCUCACCUAUGACUACAAGUUCCCUAUUGAAGAUGCCAGCAACAAACUCAACUGCAACUGUGGCGCCCGCCGAUGUCGGCGCUUCCUCAAUUGAGAGAUCCCUCAGAUGAGAAGGGGAGGAUCCUGUUUGCUAGUAAGCCUUAAAGUCAGACGGCACAGAAUUGGACUUUGGGAGGAAAUGGGCAGUCGACACAGCAGGUGAAUUAGCCACUAUGCGACCAGACAAAAAAACUGGGCUAGUUAGAAUCGAUAUGGUUUGGACAAUAAGAGGCGGAAAAGCAGCGCAGAACAUUCAUUCACUUUUGAAAAGUUUGUGCAAGGUUCUCCGCUGUUCCUCAGUCAUCUCCGGCAGUAAAUAUUGUGGAGGAAGGACGACAUUUGAACCAGAUAUUUAAAAUGUGGGCGGCUCCUGGAUUCUAUAUGGACGGCACCAACAGAAUUUCUUUGAUACACGCGUCAAGCCUUAUCUGUUCGAAUCAUUGUGGAAAACCCGUAGUUAAGAUUUGAGGGAUUCCCUAUACGUUUUAUUCAUUUCUGGGUGUGUGGGGGGUAUCUGUCCAUAGUACACUUGUAAUCAUGAUUGCUCCAUUCUCCAGUGAUGGGAUCAUUAUAGCUCCAUCCGUGCAGUGGUGAAGUCAGUUCUUGAGCCAUACAUUCACCUAUACCUUUAUUGUGCAUUUUAUCUUACAUUUAACAUUUCUCACGUUAAUAGGUUUUUUUUUUCUUCAUUUUUAAACCUUUUUUUUUUUUUUUUUAAUAACAAAAAAUUACCAUGGUGCUAAGCUUUGAAAGGUCUUUAGAUGCCCUGUGAAUCAGAAAAUGUUUAGCUUUUUAUUCACCCUGCUGACAUCAUGUAUCUUAAUUUUAUGCACUCAAGCAGUACUCUUACCGUCAUGGGAUUAUAGUGUCUGCCAGGUUUCACACUUUUGUUCUGCUGUUUUUCUUCUUUCUUUUGUUCGUUCUUUCUUUCCUCUCUGGACUUGCAAUGUAGAUUAUUGCAGUUUCAGUCAGUCGUGUCAUAUUUAUAAGAAUAGAAACAAGAAAACAUUUUAUUUUGUGCUGAUGUAAAGUGUAUGUAGCAAACACUACCCAAGCCAAAAGUGAAGAGUUGUGGUGAAUAUCAGUUUUUAGAUGUGUGUGUAUAUAUAUGUGUAUAUAUGUAUGUAUAUACAUAUAUAUUUAUAUAUAUAUAUAUAUAUAUAUAUAUAUAUGUUUUUUUAUUACUCUUAUGGCAGAUGCUCAUUACAUAUUGCAAUAAAACUUUGCUGCCCUAUAGAUGCACAUAAAUAACCAUCGAAACAUACAGAUUCUCUUCAUCUUUGUGGAACUUGCUACAGUUUAUUUCAAAAUCAGGGAGGGCACUGGCACGAAGCAUCCGAGUGUGUGUACUCAGCUCCUGCUGCAUGUUUGUUAAGAGCAAGGUGCACAGACUUUCUAGAUGUUGUUGCAAAGAAGAAAAAAAGUCUAAGGUGGAGCUGAGAGAACACACUUGGCACCUUUAAACUAAUGUUUAACAUUGUUCUUAGUCCAGCGCUGUCAUUGAUGAGGCUAAUUGAAUUCACACACUGUUCAUAUUGUAUAUUUAUUCAUGUUUUGAUUUAUAUUUUUAAUGGUAAAAGGUUGUGCUUUGUAUAAAAGGUGGCAGUCUAGUUUAUUAGAUGUUCCCCAUUAGUAUCCUUUUUUUAAUCGUUUACAAAUCACGUCCUUUGUUUCACUAAUUUACUUGAAUUUUCAUUUUGGGCAGUUCUGUUGUGCAUAAGUCUUUAUGACAAAUUGUUCUGAAGCAGGUAUUUUUAAAGAAUCAUUUUUAUUUUUAUUUUUUUGUGACUGUAUAUUACUGACAGUCUUAGAAUCAGUCACAGGAGUAAAUUGAGCACUGUUUGCCUUCCCAAGCCCAUGAUCAUCUUAUUUUUAUUUUAUUUUCACGACCCGUUCUCUCCAGACUGACUGGAGCAAAUUUCCAUAAUGUUUUGUUGUGAUCGUUAACUUGUUUCCUUCUUGCAUGUCCAAUCACUGGGAUGGAGCCCAGAUAAACAUGUGUCAAUCACCUAGCUGACAACAAGAGCAGUCACUCCCAACUCCUUGCAAGGAUCCUACCUCAGCUGUUAAGACAGAUGUUUGGGAAUACUGAUGCAAAAAGAGAGGAUGAUAAUUUAAGAGUAGCUUGUUUUUAAUGUCCUGCAGAGUGUGUGUGCGCGCGUGUGCGUCUGGGUGCGUGCGUCUGUCUGUGUGCGUGCGUCUGAAAUGAAGGAUGCAAAGCACUCGUCAAAAC
Messenger RNA from Scophthalmus maximus (turbot), 13931 nucleotides. It is a transcript of the gene kmt2bb, whose product is annotated as lysine (K)-specific methyltransferase 2Bb. Lineage: Eukaryota; Metazoa; Chordata; Actinopteri; Pleuronectiformes; Scophthalmidae. Bases 60 to 11753 code for a protein of 3897 amino acids. The transcript is spliced from 36 exons. The record is from RefSeq and is a predicted model, not a curated record. Gene Ontology annotation, cellular component: nucleus; histone methyltransferase complex. Gene Ontology annotation, biological process: positive regulation of DNA-templated transcription. Gene Ontology annotation, molecular function: protein binding; histone H3K4 methyltransferase activity; DNA binding.